AUGAAAACUGCCAAUCUUCAUCAGGGUGGAUCCAAAUUAUUAUUUUCAAAAAAGUUUUUGCUGCGGUGGGACACGCAUCAAUCCCUCACCCCGGGUGCAAUAGCGUCCACAUGGAUAAAAUCAGGCACUAUUCACGAGAGCCGUUCCAAACAAUUAUGUAGCACGAUUCGUGCUCAUCAUCAUGACCAAAGUAUUUAUUUUCAUCAUCUCAUCACUCAGCCACUUCGGAACACGUAUCAACCACACCAACAAUAUGACAUUGUGGUUGUUGAUCCAAUUCAUAACAACAAUAUUCAAGACAAUGAGGAAAUUCUCAUCAUGAAGAAUGAAUUGCUUUGCAAUCAUUCCGAUGAAGAAAAGCCUCUUGAAAUUCCAAGCCAUGCAUUUUCAACCAUCAUCAAGGAUGAGCAUUCACUCGAAUCCAUCAAUCAUGCUGUAUUGAACCAAUCAGCAAUUUUGGGUACAGCCUACGACCACACGAGAGUUUUACAUCAGCUCUACGUUCAACAUUUUCCUAGAAAUGAUGACUUGGAGCUGAACACAUCUACUCCAUCGAUAGGAGCGCCAAGUACAACUGUGAAAUAUGAAAUACCUCAGCAUAUACUUUUUUAUUAUGGCAAGUCAGCUCAUAAAUUGAGCGAUUGGACACGAGUCGUGCGAGGUGCCCACAGAAAUAUGAAUGAGUUGAACUUUUUAAAAGAUUUAUUGUUAAAUAUUAUAUUUGUUUUUCCAGAGAAAAGAGAACAAGCCCUUGAAAAAUUAAGAUCACAUCAUUCUUCUCGAGUUCCAACAAACAAACUGUCGCAAAGUUGUCCUAUUACUAUUGAAGAUUUGACAGCGUUUUAUGAUACUUUUAAAAUUUUUAACUCCACAGAGAGUGAACGCGAAGUAAUCCGAAAUUUCAGAAUUGAUUGCAAAACUUUGUUCAUGUUUGUUUUCAUGCAACCACAAUUCAAGCAUUUAGGAGCAAUUAGAGAAAUCUAUGAAUCUGUGAAAGAAGAAGAAGGUAUUGACCCUCCUCAAAAGAUUGUAAAUCAAAUGAUGUCUUCCAUCACGAAUCUCUCGGCUUCCAACAGCCCAGAAAAAAAUUUCCAUAUUGAGGAGAUUAAGAAAAUAUAUUCACAAAUACCGACACCAAACACAAAAAUUCAGCACAGCUUACUUCAUGGCUAUGCAAAAUUUGGUAUGCUUAAGGAAAUGGAAGAGUUAUUUGAGAAAAUUGAAGUUAAGAAUGCAUACACAUUUUCCAUUCUGUUGUAUGGAUAUUGUAUUGCUCGAAAAUUUACAAAAGCACUAAGUGUUUUCAGUCGUAUUUCAAAACCUGUUCCAGAACACCUACGAUUAGUUAUUGCUCUCUUCCUGCAAGUUGGGUUAGACGUUCAAGCCGAAGACUUGCUUCAAUCGCUUCCAAAUUCAGCUCAUAAGAUACGACUCACUAAUGAGCUUAUGGACGUCUAUAAUAAUGCAAACGAUUUGAAUUCUGUGCACAGAAUUUUCACAUCCAUGGAGCAAAGGGAUUGUUAUAGUGUUGGAAUUGCCAUUAAUGCUAAACUGAAACAACGUUUACUCAAUGACGCCUUGGAAAUUUUCGACAAAUAUUGUAAGAACGGGCCUGUAGAAUGCAACAGCGUGAUUUAUAACUCGAUACUUUAUGGAAUUACCAAAUAUGCAGAUAUUCACAAAUCUCUUUCGUUCUUUCACAAAAUUCCUUCCCAACUCAAAAACGACAAAACUUAUUCCAUCAUCAUGUCGGCUCUAGUUUCUGCAAAAGCAUAUGUACACGCCCAACGACUGUACUACCAGUUUCCUCAAUUCCAAUCAAUGCAUUCUCAUGCCAUCAUGAUUAAAUGUUACACGGUAUUAGGAAAAUUUGAGCAAGCAGAGCAGAUUUUCCAAAGUGUGAAAAAGCCUGACGUGACACUUUGCAACAACAUGAUGGACGCCUAUGUGAAAAUGGGGAAAUUAUUACAGGCUCACAAAGUUUUUAACAAAAUAUACAAAAAAGACAUUGCUAGCUACAAUAUUCUUCUGAGGGGAUAUGUGGAAUAUGGUAAAAUAGAGAGAGCAGAAUAUAUCUUUGAUAGAAUCCCAGAACCAGACUCUCAUACAUUUGUCACUCUUCUCCAUGGAUACACAGAAAAUGGACAUUUCACCAAAGUGGAAACUUUUUAUGCAGCAAUACCCAGACAAUACAAGAACGAGCACGUUUACACAUGUAUGAUGAAAUUCUAUACAAAACGUGGAAUGAUUAGACGAGUGGAAUAUUUCUACCGCAAAAUUUCUAAUCCUAAUUUUGUAGCUGAUUCAUCCAUGAUGUGUGCCUAUUUACAAUGCAACGCUUUCAACUCAAUGAGGCAUUUCUUUGAGAAUGUCAUUUCAAAACGCUAUGUGAAAAAAGAUUCAAAACAAAGGUUUUUCUUGAAUCUCAUGGAAAAGAUGAAACUUGAAGAGCAAUAUUUCAUGGCCACGAACCAUCAAAACAAGCUUCAAAACAAAUAG
Messenger RNA from Naegleria lovaniensis, 2499 nucleotides. RefSeq lists its product as uncharacterized. Lineage: Eukaryota; Heterolobosea; Eutetramitea; Acrasida; Naegleriidae. The transcript has a single exon. The record is from RefSeq and is a predicted model, not a curated record. Gene Ontology annotation, molecular function: protein binding. The coding region runs from base 1 to 2499 and encodes 832 amino acids.